[Torrubiella] hemipterigena is the source of this 435-nucleotide messenger RNA. Lineage: Eukaryota; Fungi; Ascomycota; Sordariomycetes; Hypocreales; Clavicipitaceae. The record is from the annotation of a GenBank genome assembly.
AUGACAAGAGGACCGCGAGGACUAAACGCCGCUAGACGGCUGCGCAUGAACCAGAAAGAGCAGCGCUGGGCCAACAAGGACUAUCGAAAAGUAGCUCUCGGCUCUACAUUCAAGUCGUCACCUUUCACCGGUUCGUCCCAUGCCAAGGGCAUAGUUCUUGAGAAAGUCGGAGUUGAGGCCAAGCAGCCCAACUCUGCCAUUCGCAAGUGUGUCCGCGUUCAGUUGAUUAAGAAUGGCAAAAAGGUUACAGCAUUUGUCCCCAAUGACGGCUGUCUUAACUUUAUAGACGAAAACGACGAAGUGCUUCUCGCUGGCUUUGGUCGCAAGGGCCGAGCAAAGGGCGACAUUCCGGGCGUUCGUUUCAAGAUUGUCAAAGUUUCUGGUGUCAGCUUGCUUUCUCUCUGGAAGGAGAAAAAGGAAAAGCCCAGAAACUGA